Microcebus murinus (gray mouse lemur) is the source of this 1035-nucleotide messenger RNA. It is a transcript of the gene CLDN20, whose product is annotated as claudin 20. Gene Ontology annotation, cellular component: membrane; bicellular tight junction. Lineage: Eukaryota; Metazoa; Chordata; Mammalia; Primates; Cheirogaleidae. The record is from RefSeq and is a predicted model, not a curated record. Gene Ontology annotation, molecular function: structural molecule activity.
AGCCAUCAUAAUUAGGCAUCAGGAUUUUCCAGGAGGACAGAGUUAAUAGUAACAUCAUGGCUUCGGCAGGUCUCCAGCUCCUUGCUUUCAUCCUGGCCUUAUCCGGUGUCUCUGGAGUGCUCACAGCCACUCUGCUGCCUAACUGGAAGGUGAACGUGGAUGUGGGCUCCAACAUCAUCACAGCCAUCGUGCAGGUGCAUGGGCUCUGGAUGGACUGCACAUGGUACAGCACUGGGAUGUUCAGCUGCACCCUGAAACACUCCAUUCUGUCCCUCCCCAUCCAUGUGCAGACUGCGAGGGCCACCAUGGUCCUGGCAUGUGUUCUGUCUGCUUUGGGGAUCUGCACUGCCACGGUAGGAAUGAAAUGUACUCGCUUAGGAGGGGACAGAGAAACCAAGAGCCAUGCUUCCUUUGCAGGAGGAGUCUGUUUCGUGUCUGCAGGAAUCUCUGGUUUGAUCCCAACAGUGUGGUACACCAAGGAGAUCAUAGCAAACUUUGUGGAUCUGUCUGUUCCAGAAAGCAACAAACACGAACCUGGAGGAGCUAUCUAUAUAGGAUUCAUUUCAGCAGUGCUGCUAUUUAUCUCUGGCAUGAUUUUCUGCACUUCCUACACAAAAAAGAAUCUAGAAGCUUGGCUCUACUCACCUAGGCAAGAGCGAAUCUCUACCACACAGCUAGAGAACAACUCAGCAUACAACCUGAAGGAUUAUGUGUAAAUAACUAUAUAAUGUAUACAGAAUGAAGCUUUGGGGUGUAGAUUAAAAAAAAAAAAUCAGAAUUAUGCUUAAUUUUCUCUACAAAGAAAUUAGAGCGUAAAACACUUUAAAAACUACAAGGUAGUUUAAAAUGCUAACAAAAUGAUUGUACAUACAUCUGUCUUAGAUUUAUUUUUCCAUUAUUGUUUUCAUGUUUUAUAUAAAGGUUCAUAAUUGAAAGAGGCUCUGAUUAUAGUCAUAUGGCAAUUAAUUGAUAGCUUUUUUUUCCUUUUUAAAAUAACUUGUUAUUUUUUUUUUCUUUAAAUUCUUUUUUUUUUUU